AAUUCGCAAACUGUCAAAACUAGGCAACAACAUUAGAUUCUCUCAGUGAAGUUACGUAAAAUUGCCUUCUUCUACAACUUCAGGCACAAAAUGAGUCUGAUAAAGGCAAAAUACUACGACAGCCCCGAGGGCAGCAACCUGUUCGAGAAGAUGGUAGCCACCAACAAGUACGCCCUGGCUGCCGGUCUCGGUUGGUCCUCGAUCGAGGUGCUGAUGAUUUCCAAACCGAAGGGAGUAAUGCCAUCGCUUGCCCGGUAUGUCUACUUCACCGGACCGUUCAUGGGAAUGGCGUCGGCAUUCACCGUCGGUGCCUAUACUGCCAACAAGCUGCGCGGAAAGGAUGACACUUGGAACUACAUCGCCGGUGCCAUCACUUCCGGCGGAGUGUACGGUGCGUGGCGACGCAGCGUCGUAGCCGGUCUGGUGUCCUGUCUGUUCUUCAGCAUUGCCGGUAUCGUCAAGAAGAACGCCAUCGAUAAGAAUUGGGAAUUCUUCCCGGCGGUCACGCACCACGCUACCAGUGGCCUGAAUCCCAACAGGUACGACUACACCCUUACUCAGGAGCGUGAACGAGGCUGGACUGCCGGUAAGUGAGCGGGUGGUUUCGUCAUUAAUUCGAUCAAGUGAGAGCCGAGAUUGUACUGAAGCAAGAAAUUUAGAAAUAUACGUUGUACAAAGGUA
Molecule: messenger RNA, 681 nt
Organism: Ochlerotatus camptorhynchus
Lineage: Eukaryota; Metazoa; Arthropoda; Insecta; Diptera; Culicidae
Gene: ND-B14.7
Product: NADH dehydrogenase (ubiquinone) B14.7 subunit
Exons: 3
Coding region: 91-594 (167 amino acids)
Biological process (GO): mitochondrial respiratory chain complex I assembly
Source: RefSeq, a predicted model, not a curated record